CAGUUUUCUCUCAGAUGCGCUUAGAGCGCACUGGAGAGUAGAUCGGGGAAAGGGAAGGGGAUAGCUGGUUGCUACAAUAGCUAGUAUAUAAACACAAAUUUAAAAGCACGUUGACUAGCAAGAUACGGUGGUCACUGGGAAACCGCCAUCGGACGAGUUCCGGUCACCAUUGGGUGCCAGGAGAGUCUUGGUGGCGUUUCAGAGGUGUUCCUUCUUUACAAAGCGGCGUGCCGGGGGAGGACGCGUCUCUUUGAAUAGACAGGAUGCACGGACCGCCUUCCAGCGACAGCGCAUGCCCAUUGCGCCUCAUCAAGAGAGUGCAAUUCGGCGUCCUCAGCCCUGAUGAACUUAAACGGAUGUCCGUUACUGAAGGGGGCAUCAAGUACCCUGAGACCACAGAAGGAGGACGCCCUAAACUGGGGGGACUUAUGGACCCCCGGCAAGGGGUAAUUGAAAGGUCAGGCAGAUGCCAGACGUGUGCAGGUAACAUGACUGAGUGUCCUGGUCAUUUUGGUCACAUUGAGUUGGCUAAGCCAGUCUUUCAUGUUGGCUUCAUCACAAAGAUCAUGAAGGUCCUCCGAUGUGUCUGCUUCUUCUGUUCAAAACUGCUUGUGGACUCGAACAAUCCAAAAAUCAAAGACAUUUUAACCAAGUCGAAGGGGCAGCCACGGAAGCGUCUGACCCACGUCUAUGACCUCUGUAAAGGCAAAAACAUUUGUGAGGGUGGAGAGGAGAUGGACAACAAGUUUGGAGUGGAGCAGCAGGAGACUGAAGAAGACCUCACUAAAGAGAAGGGUCAUGGAGGCUGUGGCAGGUACCAGCCACGUAUCCGUCGCUCUGGCCUGGAGCUGUAUGCUGAGUGGAAGCACGUGAACGAAGACUCGCAGGAGAAGAAGAUUCUUCUCAGCCCUGAACGUGUGCAUGAGAUCUUCAAACGCAUUUCGGAUGAAGAGGACAUGAUCUUGGGCAUGGACCCCAAAUAUGCCCGUCCCGAGUGGAUGAUUGUCACGGUGUUGCCCGUGCCUCCACUUGCUGUGAGACCAGCUGUGGUCAUGCAGGGCUCUGCUAGAAACCAAGAUGAUUUAACACACAAGUUGGCGGAUAUUGUGAAGAUCAAUAACCAGCUGAAGCGAAAUGAGCAGAGUGGAGCUGCAGCGCAUGUUAUAGCAGAGGAUGUCAAGCUGCUUCAGUUCCACGUGGCCACCAUGGUAGACAAUGAACUGCCAGGUCUACCUAGGGCAAUGCAAAAGUCUGGUCGUCCACUAAAAUCUAUCAAGCAGAGGCUAAAAGGUAAAGAAGGACGUGUCCGAGGUAAUCUGAUGGGGAAGCGUGUCGAUUUCUCCGCCCGAACUGUCAUCACGCCAGACCCCAACCUGCAGAUCGACCAGGUGGGCGUUCCCCGUUCCAUCGCCGCAAACAUGACCUUUCCUGAGAUUGUCACACCCUUUAACAUUGACAGACUCCAAGAGCUUGUGAGGAGAGGUAACAGUCAGUACCCUGGAGCCAAAUAUAUUAUCAGAGACAACGGAGACAGAAUUGACCUGCGAUUCCACCCUAAACCAAGUGACCUUCACCUUCAGAUUGGAUACAAAGUGGAACGACACAUGUGUGACGGAGACAUUAUAGUGUUCAACCGACAGCCUACGCUUCACAAAAUGUCUAUGAUGGGCCACAGAGUGCGAAUCUUGCCUUGGUCAACAUUUCGACUCAACCUCAGUGUAACAACUCCAUACAAUGCUGACUUUGACGGCGAUGAGAUGAACCUGCACUUGCCACAGUCCCUGGAGACCCGUGCUGAGAUCCAAGAGCUGGCCAUGGUGCCUCGUAUGAUUGUCACGCCACAGUCCAACAGACCUGUCAUGGGUAUUGUGCAGGACACACUGACAGCUGUGCGCAAAUUCACCAAGAGAGACGUCUUCUUGGAGAGGGGUGAGGUGAUGAACCUCCUCAUGUUUCUCUCCACAUGGGACGGCAAAGUGCCCCAGCCAGCUAUCUUGAAGCCUCGACCUCUCUGGACUGGCAAACAGAUCUUCAGCUUGAUCAUCCCUGGGCACAUUAAUGCCAUCCGCACACACAGCACCCACCCCGAUGAAGAGGACAGCGGCCCUUACAAACACAUCUCCCCUGGAGACACUAAGGUGAUUGUGGAGAACGGUGAGCUGAUUAUGGGGAUCCUGUGUAAGAAGUCAUUGGGAACCUCCGCUGGCUCUCUUGUCCAUAUCUCAUACCUUGAGAUGGGCCAUGACAUCACACGACUCUUCUAUUCUAACAUCCAGACUGUCGUCAACAACUGGCUGCUCAUUGAGGGUCACUCUAUUGGUAUUGGAGACUCCAUUGCCGAUAAGUCGACAUAUCAGGACAUUCAAAACACGAUUAAGAAAGCCAAACAGGAUGUGAUAGAGGUGAGUUGACAGAUAUGAUGUGAUGAAUGAAGACCAGGGGUCAGAGAUGGC
Carassius auratus (goldfish) is the source of this 2453-nucleotide messenger RNA. Its product is annotated as DNA-directed RNA polymerase II subunit RPB1-like. NCBI's taxonomy places the organism in Eukaryota, Metazoa, Chordata, Actinopteri, Cypriniformes, Cyprinidae. Gene Ontology annotation, biological process: DNA-templated transcription. Gene Ontology annotation, cellular component: RNA polymerase II, core complex. Gene Ontology annotation, molecular function: DNA binding. The transcript has 13 exons. The record is from RefSeq and is a predicted model, not a curated record. The coding region runs from base 264 to 2411 and encodes 715 amino acids.